AUGGCUGCCUUGAAUCAUCAAUCAGCAAAGCGAGCUAUCGACGAAUCCAAGAGCCAUACCGCCACUCCUCGCUCAUCCACACCUCCCCGCUCAGAUCGCGCCCGUUUAGAGCCCAGACAUAGCCUUGAUAACGCACCAAGCCGUGCUCUCCGCAGCAACGCAAGAAAAAGCGAAGGCGCCCGCGCGAGUCCUUUCGACAUCGAUGCCGUCGACAGUGCGCUGCUCCGAGAGUUUCAACGUCCGCAACGUGAGAGCACUCCAGGUGCUAGCCCUCAUCGUAAGCGGCAGCGAAUAAAUGGCGAUCGAUUCAUUCCGACCCGCUCUGGCCAGGACCUGCAGGCAAGCUUCAGUCUAUUGCAUGAGGAUGGAUCUCCUGCCACACCAUCAAAACAAAAGAAACGUACACCACAUGGCGAACUCCAUUUUCAGAAGACGGAAGAAGCAAACCGGACCUUCUCCCACCUGCUACGUGCUGAGCUCUUCGAGAGCUCUGUACCACAAGCAGCUACCCCAACCCUCACCCCAACUCAAACCCUUCCUACAAGCUCUCAUAUUCCCGCGAAUGAUGGCACGCGGGCUCAUACCCCUCCCACAAAUGCGACAGCUCCAUCACUGCCAUCAUCAUUAACACCGUCAACUCCUCACAAGAAUCUCUUCUCCUAUAUGUCACCUCGACAUCACAACCAGGUCGCAGGGCAUCCCACACCCUCAAAAACACCGCAAAGCCGACAUGGCCCCAACCUCGAUACUCGGGCUGAGAUCUACAGCUUAUCGCCAGUGCGAUUUGGAAGUCAACAGAUGCUACUAAGUCCCAGACGCCAACCCAGAGCUGUCAGUAAGGUUCCUUACAAGGUUCUCGAUGCUCCCGAACUCGCCGAUGACUUUUACCUUAACCUGGUUGACUGGGGGAGUGCCAACAUUCUUGGAGUUGGCCUGGGCUCCAGUGUGUACAUGUGGAAUGCACAAACUAGCAAAGUCAACAAGCUCUGCACACUCGAUGAUGACACUGUCACAAGCGUUUCGUGGAUUCAAAAAGGCACGCACCUUGCUAUAGGAACGGGCAAAGGCCUCGUACAAAUCUGGGACGCGGAAAAGGCCCGCAGGCUACGAACAAUGACCGGACACACAGCGAGAGUAGGGUCCCUAGCUUGGAAUACGCACAUUCUCACAUCUGGAUCACGCGAUCGAUUGAUCUAUCACCGUGACGUACGGGCCCCGGAUCAGUGGCUGAGGAAACUGGUCGGCCAUAAACAGGAGGUCUGUGGACUCAAAUGGAAUUGCGAAGACGGUCAACUAGCGAGUGGUGGCAAUGACAACAAGCUCAUGGUCUGGGAUAAGCUCUCGGAGACACCGCUUUGGAAGUUCUCAGAUCACACCGCAGCCGUCAAAGCAAUAUCGUGGUCGCCCCAUCAACGCGGCCUUCUGGCCUCAGGAGGUGGCACUGCGGACCGUCGCAUAAUAUUCCAUGACACCGUCAAGGGCUCAGUCAUCAACGAGAUCGAUACUGGCAGUCAGGUUUGCAAUAUUGCUUGGUCGAAAAACUCGAAUGAGAUCGUAUCCACGCAUGGAUACAGCCAAAAUCAGAUUGUUGUUUGGAAGUAUCCUUCUAUGACCCAGGUGGCCAGUCUUACAGGCCAUACCUAUCGUGUGCUUUACUUGGCUAUGAGCCCAGAUGGCCGAACAAUCGUGACUGGCGCUGGAGAUGAGACCUUGAGGUUCUGGUCCACCUUCGGCCGCAGACCUGGGACUCGAGAAGACGGAGAUAAUGGAGGUCGGCUCGCCGACUUGGCCGUUAUUCGCUAA
Molecule: messenger RNA, 1803 nt
Organism: Fusarium redolens
Lineage: Eukaryota; Fungi; Ascomycota; Sordariomycetes; Hypocreales; Nectriaceae
Product: WD40-repeat-containing domain protein
Exons: 3
Coding region: 1-1803 (600 amino acids)
Biological process (GO): positive regulation of ubiquitin protein ligase activity; anaphase-promoting complex-dependent catabolic process; positive regulation of anaphase-promoting complex-dependent catabolic process
Cellular component (GO): anaphase-promoting complex
Molecular function (GO): ubiquitin ligase activator activity; protein binding; anaphase-promoting complex binding
Source: RefSeq, a predicted model, not a curated record